This is a messenger RNA of Paraglomus brasilianum, 810 nucleotides long. The record is from the annotation of a GenBank genome assembly. Lineage: Eukaryota; Fungi; Glomeromycota; Glomeromycetes; Paraglomerales; Paraglomeraceae.
AUGAGCCAAGCCGCCUACUUGAUUUUUCUCUUUGUCACCCUUCUCGCCGUAAUCUCUACACCAGCUAAUGCAUCGCCUCUUGAAAAGAAAUGGAAUAAAGAAUGUUGUCCUGUUUCUGCAUGUGUGUUUAAUAAAGGCGAUGUGAUCAUCUCCACCCGGCCCAAUUAUCUUGGCAACACAUUUAACGGUAUUCUCUCAUUCACGGAGUCACCCAAAAACAAAUUGCAAACCAGUGGCUUUAUCGACAUUGAUGGUGUAACAGUUGGAGGUGUAACAGACGGAAGUAUUGGGGCCUUCUCAUAUGAUCUUCACGUAGCCGAUUGCAGCUCGGCCGACACCGCGGAACCUAGCGACCCUGCUAUUAUCGACUUGGAUGAUCGAUUUUUCGACGAACCAAUCCUCACCAAUUCCGACGACCUCGGCAUUAGUCCUAAAUCAAUCAAAGACAUCAAAGACAAAUGUUGCUUUGUGGUGAACGAGUUUGCUAUUGCCACUAAAGAGUUUAUUUUGGGGAUUGCAAAAGUAGUACCUGUCGAAGACUGCAAUGGUAAUUGGGCUGAAGAUUUUGUCCAAUUUACAUCACCCACGAAUAUCGAUCCCGACGAGGCAGCGGCAUUCGAAAAAGCGUUUGAGGAGGCGGAAAAUUGUGCAGUCUGGCAAUCAGAAUUUCAAACGCAAGAAUCAUCGUGGGCAUCUGAAUUCCAAAACCAAGAAUCUGCUGGGAAUACUAACUCUGAACUUGCAAGAACCGCCAGGAAGUUGAUGGACACUGGUAAUAAAGUCGUGGCACAAGAAUCCGUAUCGAAGUAA